AUGGAUUUUAAAAAGUUGUGUUACAGAAAUAUAAUUUAUCGACUUGAUGGCGAAACCUGGGCUACAGCGUUUGCAAAGUAAGUGAUACGAUCAACACCCCAAAACUAAGUAAAUACAGUGAAACUUCUGUAUAACAAACUCAUUCGUAACAAAAUCCUGUAUAGCGAACGACUCAUACCUCCGUCUAUCACUACACAGUGCAUGUAAAACUACUGCAUAAUGAAACUCUCUUAUAACGAACAAGUUUUAUAUUCUCAAACGAUUAAUUAUGCGGGAGUUCCGUUGUACCUUUAAAACAUUAUAGUACGGUAGAACCCUCGUAUAAAAAAUCACUCGAGAAUUUAAAAGCUGCUUGUUGUACAGGAUUAUCGUUAUAUUAAGGUGAACCAAAAGUAGCGGAACAUUUUUUCAUUGGUUUUUUAAUUGACAAAAGUCCCGCUACUUUUGGUUCAAUCUAUGCGAUAUUUUCUUUCCUGCUAAUCAAUUUAAAAACAGACAAUACCUUUAAUAUGUUAACAAAAUAUCAAUUCGCGUCUUGACAACUAUUCAUCAUUCUUUCAGUACUCCAACUCGUCGACUAGAUGAAACGAUUGAUACUAUACCACAUUUGAAACUUUUGGAACAAUCGAUUUGUUGUCCUCACACCGGCACAAUAGCGGUGCUUUUAGAGAAGAACCAUGUUUUGUUAACCAACAUCGACUUUGCAAAGAAAGUUUUCGAACUCCUCGACUUUCAACACCUCACGGGCAACAUAACGAACGUUCAGCUUAUCAACAAAUCGACAAAACUUAUAAUCGGCACAACGCACGCCUACGUUGUUUACGAUUUAAUCAACAAAACUACAGUAAAAGUCUACCCUGUAUCUCGUCAUGAUGCUUGCGAUGGUUCCACGUUGCACUACUACAAGAAUGGUAUCUUAGUAGAUCUGUACAAUCAAAAAGAAUACAAACUUGAAACUCGCAGAAUACCAGGAUUACCCACGAUUAAAAGUGCCGAUUCCUACGGUUACAGUAAAUACGUUGGGUACGUGGAUAUUGAAGGAAAUUUUCUUGUAAUUAACAAUAAAACGGGCAAAAAGCAAGCCUUAGAUAUCAAUAACUGGAGCUACGGCGAUGAAAUAUUAAUUUUAGACAACGUAGAUCAACUCAUAGUAGAUGGUAUGUUAAUCUUCAAAACACUAAUUUACAAAAACUUUCGAGAACUUUCAACUAUUUCCACUAAAAGUCAAAAAAGGACAAAGAUAAACUUGAAAGAUAAGGAAGCUCAAAGCGUCAUUUUUUAAUUUUCUCGAACAACUGGAAAGCGCAAUUUAGUACUGUGCUGAAGGUUUUAUAUUUAAAUGAUCUUUCUAUCAAAAAAUUUUUAAAGUCAAUCAGAGCGGGACAGGUUGGGUAAUUUCCUUGUGUGUAAGAUGAAUUAACAUUUACAGGAAGUGAUUAUUUAAAAAUUUACGAAGACAAACAUUGCUCAUUCGUAAAAAAACCAGGCCUCCCAUACAACACAUUCAGUUUAUUGAACGACAUACUCUUUCAAGGAGACAAGUCGGUAAGAACAACGGCUUUUUACAUUCACAAAAACAUUUUAUGUUCAUGUUUUUGGCUGAAAAAAAGAGUUUUAAAAGCUGGCCCGUGUGCCAAUUUUAGGUGCAAACCCUUAACUUUUCAAUUUCAGUUUCUUCGACGUAAUCAGAAAACACAAGGCAUAGACAUUUUAAAACAAAUCCUAAGCUCGCAAAUUCUCACCAACGUAUUUUUCGUUGAUACGCUUCCUUUCGUUACAACGUACUACCUUAGCGGCAAGUGCGGCAGAAAGCCUUUGGUACAUUUAGACUGGUCGACAGGUAAGCCCGGCUCCUGGUUUUUAGACAAUAUUAUCAGAAAUCAAGUAUUUAUACAAUGCCUUGGUUGA
This is a messenger RNA of Bursaphelenchus okinawaensis, 1908 nucleotides long. The record is from the annotation of a GenBank genome assembly. Lineage: Eukaryota; Metazoa; Nematoda; Chromadorea; Rhabditida; Aphelenchoididae.